Penicillium alfredii is the source of this 594-nucleotide messenger RNA. RefSeq lists its product as uncharacterized. Gene Ontology annotation, biological process: positive regulation of mitotic metaphase/anaphase transition. Lineage: Eukaryota; Fungi; Ascomycota; Eurotiomycetes; Eurotiales; Aspergillaceae. The transcript has 2 exons. The coding region runs from base 1 to 594 and encodes 197 amino acids. Gene Ontology annotation, cellular component: anaphase-promoting complex. The record is from RefSeq and is a predicted model, not a curated record.
AUGAGCAAAGACUCCUCCGCAACAUACCUCCACAUGCACCAACCCCGACUAGCAGACUUCUUCGAAGAAUUCACCCGCCCCCAUACCUCCUCCGCCGCCUCCAACACAACCGAUACUCCCCAAAUUAACACCGGCCAAACAAGCACCACCACCAAUCAAGGCCCCGGCGGCGUAACCUACGGCUCGUCCUCGCCCGCAACCCUCCCGUCCUUCCUCCCCAUCGAGGAGAUUUACGUGUCGCCGCAGCACCAGCCCCCGAACCCAGAAGACGAGGACGAUGUCGUGCCGGACCAGCAUGCUGCAUUCGGGAUCACGCGCGCUAUGGAGCGUCGGCGCGAGGCUGUGUGGCGCGAUCUUGGGCUUGAGGCUCUUGUGAGUGGUCAUGGUCAUGGUGGGGAUGCUGCUGCGGCUGCGGCUGCGGCUGGAGGAGGUGGUGGUGGGGUUGGAGGAGGGGGAAGUACGGUUGCGGGCUCGGGUCCUGGUGCUACUCUUCGCGGGAAUUAUGGCGGUGCGGCCGUUGCCGGGUCGAGGGCUAUUCGGGUGAGGGGUGCGGGGAGGAAGAUGGGAGGGCGGAGGACUAUUUGCCUGCGCUAA